Messenger RNA from Aegilops tauschii subsp. strangulata, 816 nucleotides. Its product is annotated as basic blue protein. Gene Ontology annotation, cellular component: plasma membrane. Lineage: Eukaryota; Viridiplantae; Streptophyta; Magnoliopsida; Poales; Poaceae. The record is from RefSeq and is a predicted model, not a curated record. Gene Ontology annotation, molecular function: electron transfer activity.
GAUCGCACUGCGCUCCCGCGCCCCGAGGCGGCCUGCCACCGGCCAGCUGCACCACGCUCCCCUUCCCUUCACCUUCAGCUAGCUGCCGCUGGCUCUACUUCACAGCACUGCCACCUUCAUUUGUGAGCGCCCUGCUUCGCUUGCAUCACCAGUCACCACUCACCACUCCCUCGGAGGCGAAAGCGCUCCGGCCGGUGGCUAGCGAGAUGGCCGGGGGAAGAGGCGGUGCAAGCCGUGUCGCCGUCGCCGCCGCCGCGGCGCUCGCCGUCGCGUGCUGCUGCAUGGGCGUCGCCAGCGCGGCCACCUACUACGUCGGGGACGGCGGCGGCUGGUCCCUCAGCAGCGGGAGCUGGCCCAACGGGAAGCAGUUCCGCGCCGGCGACGUCCUCGUGUUCAGGUACAACCCGCUGAUCCACAACGUGGUGGCGGUGGGCGAGGACGGGUACAACGGGUGCACCACGCCGUCGGGGUCGAGGACCUACGAGUCCGGCAACGACGCCGUGAGGCUGGUCAGGGGCGACAACCGCUUCAUGUGCACCCGCCUCUACCACUGCAACUUCGGGAUGAAGAUGGUCGUCAACGCCGCCUGACCGCCGGCACUGCCAUGUUUAUCAAGUUCAAGAAAAGUUAGGCUCUGUCUCCUCUGUUGCGUUUGGUUGCCAUGAGGGUUGGUUUGCAGUUCUAGCUAGCAGGAGUGGGUGAUAAGGGGAUUGUGUGCGUGUGUAUUUCAGUGGUUGUUAGACGAGGACUAUCUGCGUGUGCUGUGUUGACUCUGACGGAAUGUGUUUGUUCUUAUUGUAUUUCUGAUGAUGGGAA